Aphanomyces invadans is the source of this 1228-nucleotide messenger RNA. RefSeq lists its product as hypothetical. The transcript has a single exon. Bases 67 to 1194 code for a protein of 375 amino acids. NCBI's taxonomy places the organism in Eukaryota, Oomycota, Saprolegniomycetes, Saprolegniales, Verrucalvaceae. The record is from RefSeq and is a predicted model, not a curated record.
GUUGAGGUCACUGAAGCACUUGCCCGCGCCGAGGCCGACGGCGCCAUCAGCUCCCUCACGGUCAACAUGUUCGGCGACCCAGUUCAGUACAUCCCAUCUACACCUCCCUUGAGACUGCGUGUGAAGCCCACAAAGUCCAAGAAAAAACUCAGCCGUACAACCAAGGAGCAAGGCGAACUCCUGUUUCGCAAAUACGGCAACGGCUGCAACAACCAGCUCGGUGAGCUACGGCCUGUAGCGCCAAGUCAUGACGACAACGAGGACAACGACUCGUGCAGGACCUUACAAACCAUGCCGUACGACGUCGCGGCGACCAAGAUUCAACUCGCAUGGCGCUGCCACUUCUCGAGAGAGUUGAAGUCGCGUCUCCAAGCUCAAGUUGGCCGACCAGCGCAGCUCCAAAUCCACGAAAUCCAUGUGUCCGACAAAUGGAUACGUCUAGGCGUGUACUGCAUCGUGACAGUGCUGCGGCGUCCGUAUGGCCCUCUCAUGUACCAAUACAAGUCAGAGAUGACCAAGACGAAGAUGUUGUCAAAACAACCGCCAUUCUUCGUCCCGAUCAUGUCGAGCAAGUACGAUGUCAUCGUGACCGUAGUAGCAGAGCCGUCCAAGCUCCAGUACCCCAUCUUCCUCGGCCAGGCGAUUCUGCAUGUCGAGGACUGGUGGACAUCUUUCAACCAAAUCCAGCGCGUGUCAUUCCAAACGUAUCGGUAUCCUGUGGACAUUCAACUUCAGAAUUCGGAUCGGCUGCUGGAUGGUCACGUCGGCUUAAGCGUGGUGUCGCUGAACGCCUCCAUGACGUCGUUCUCGGGCCAGUUGGCCGUUCGCCCCAAUACCGUCAGCAAAACCCUCGCAGCCAUCAAGACUCGCAUGGGGAAGUUGUACGUGAAGAACAGUUUAUCCUAUGAGUCGUCGCUCUCGUGGUGCCAAAAUGGCCCCGACAUUAUUCAGUGGGGUGUCUUGACUGAGACGUUCCUGACCAUCUACAACCAAGGGGCGUCGGUCCCGUGCAAGAACUUCGACCUGCGACGCAUCCAACUCAUCCACACCACGUCUCCACUACACGUGAAGCGGCACUAUCUCAGAAUCUACUACGAAGGCACCAUCCACACGUUCGGCGUCGACUCGAGCUACGACUACGGCCAGUGGAUCUACCGCAUCGAUGCAAACCGACGGAAGCUCCUCGUCCCUUAAUUUAAUCCAUCGAAUCGGAAUUUUCAUAUUCAAG